UAUGUAUCUAGUUUUUAAUGUUUAAAAUUUUAUAAAAUUUUUAAAGCAACCAUAUGUUGAUUUCAUUUAGACUUUUGCAAUAAUUGUGGGAUUGUUUCAACAAAAUGUGUAAGCUUGCAAGAUACUCUUCAAUGACAGGUCCUUUGCUAAAUGAGUGAUGUGUGCCAAAAGCAGAAAAAAAGACAGCCGAUACGGCGGAUGAGGUCUAUUUAUCAGGUACACUACGGGCUGCGUCCUCGCGAGGACGAGAUGACGGCGCGACCUUUUGUGUUGCCGACAGAGUCUCCGGAGGUCCACAAAUACGCGCUCCAGGUCGCUGGACACCAAACCACAAAGGAUACAAAGUAUCUAGGUCUUCUUCAAUGCAGCAACGGCAGGAUACUAAAGCCGAUAUUAAAGGAAUCUCAGAAGCGCGAAGUGGAGUUCUACGAGAGGCUGGCCACCACCAAGGACCCUGACUUGCUGGAGCUGCGCAAGUUCACGCCGCAGUACUACGGCGUGCGGCAGUUCGCUUACAACGGACAUGAACUGGAGUACAUCAUGCUGGAAGACCUCACUGAGAGGAUGCUGGAACCUUGCAUUAUGGAUGUCAAGAUUGGUAAGCGGACUUGGGAUAAGUUCGCGAGCGCGGAGAAGAUCGCGAGCGAGGAGAGCAAGUACCGGCGCUGCAAGCAGGAGUUCUGCUUCUGCAUCCCCGGAUACCAGGUGUACCGCCUGGACCGCGGUGACCUGCACAAGUACGGCAAGGACCACGGCAAGCGUCUGCACGGACAGAUGGUCAUCGCCGCUAUCCGCAACUACCUGAACGCGGGUGAGGUGGGGGGUGUUGGUGGUGUGGGGGGUGUUGGGGGUGCGGCAUGUCGCGCGCUGGUGCUGCAGCAGCUGGCGGGGCUGUGGGCGCUGCAGCGUUGGGCGUCACGAGCUCGUCCUCUGCGUCUCUCCUCCACCUCGCUACUGCUCGUGUACGACGCCGCGAGAUUGCGCACUUGUUGCACACAGAAUCGUUCCUCGUACAAACCUAUAACGAGGCGUAAAUCAAUACAUUCCACGGACAGUCCGACCGCGGGCUCCAAUUUCAGUGGUCAACUCGGCUCCCAAGGGCCCGUCUACCGUAAGGUGAACUCCGUACCGCUCAGUCCCAUGUCUUUCACAAGGAAAUACUUCUCACCUCCUCCUCCUAUCACAUCCCCUUGGUCCGAAGCCCUGGAGCGUUUGAAUCAUAAUCAUUCUUUCGAACAUAAUUACGAAAAUAAACUAUCUAAAAUUAAAAUGAAUUAUCGAGCCACUUUAGAUCAGCUGUGCAGCGAACUUCCUCACCCCAACCCUUGGGGUGCAGUCAAACUGAUUGACUUCGCGCACGCUUACUUCGAUGAAGAUGAACAUAAAAUAGAUUAUAAUUUCAAAGAGGGCAUCGACAGUUUGGUUCAGAUCUUUGAAAUGUUACUCCAAGAGACGGAUGAUCAGGUUUUCUGACAGAUUAAGAGAUAUUUAUCAUCGGUUUCUGAGACCGAAAUCCAAACAACAAUAUUUUUUAUACAGUAAUUUUGGUCUCAGAAACCGAAUAUAAGUCAUUUAAGUUCAUUUAUUGUUGUUAUUAAAGUCAUAAUAAAUAAUAUGUUAAUUUAUAAUAAUCCUUUUUUCAUGU
Papilio machaon (common yellow swallowtail) is the source of this 1645-nucleotide messenger RNA. It is a transcript of the gene Ipk2, whose product is annotated as inositol polyphosphate multikinase. Gene Ontology annotation, cellular component: nucleus; cytoplasm. The record is from RefSeq and is a predicted model, not a curated record. Gene Ontology annotation, biological process: inositol phosphate biosynthetic process. The coding region runs from base 151 to 1473 and encodes 440 amino acids. Lineage: Eukaryota; Metazoa; Arthropoda; Insecta; Lepidoptera; Papilionidae. Gene Ontology annotation, molecular function: inositol-1,4,5-trisphosphate 3-kinase activity; inositol tetrakisphosphate kinase activity. The transcript has 7 exons.